AUGUCCAAUGCCAGGCCCCCAGUCACCCCUGACCCCACACACGCUCCUGAAGAGUUCCCUAAUUCAGGAAAAGGCAACUUCAUUCUCCAGGUUGCUCAGGCCAAGCCCAUUGACUUCUUGCUUUCUCUUCUAUCCUGUCUGCCCACAAAUUAUUUUGGCUCUACCUUCAAAAUAUUUCUAGAAUCAAACACUUCUCCCUCCUCCACUGCUACCACGUGGAGGAUUGUUGCCUCCUCGCUGUUCCCCCUGCCUCUGCCCUUACCCCUCUUUAGUUCAUUCUCAGCAGAGCAGCCAGUGAUUCUGUGA
This is a messenger RNA of Pipistrellus nathusii (Nathusius's pipistrelle), 306 nucleotides long. NCBI's taxonomy places the organism in Eukaryota, Metazoa, Chordata, Mammalia, Chiroptera, Vespertilionidae. The record is from the annotation of a GenBank genome assembly.